AUGCAAAAAAGUUGGAUUUUUUUCUUCCUCAUUUUCUUUUAUUUAUCUCAAAAGAAUAGUUUGGAAUUGAGUAAUAAAUUGUCGAGGACAAAUUCCGCCCUCACUAAUGAUGAUGAAGAUAAUUUUGAACACGUGCAGAAUAAAACAAGAACAAGACAGAAUGCCACCUUGACAGAGGUAGAUGGAGAUACAUGUUUGAUAUUUUCUGCCAAACAAGGGGAUCCCUCCAACUGCUGGUGUCCUAGAGGAUACAUCAUGUGCAGUGAAGAAGAUGUUCGGGAUGUACAAUCAAAGUUGCAUAAAAUCAAAGAUUUGAAGGAUCGAAAUGAAGUAACUCCUCCAUGGAUUAAAAGACUUUGUGAUAAUUCAAAAGAAGUUGGUUUUAAAGGUAUGUCAGUAAUUAUUGACUAUGAAUUGGCAGUUCUUUGUAAUGAUGAAAAUGAUAAAAUAAAUGCAGAUUUCAAAAUAAUUGGUGCUUCUGGAUUUAUUCCAAAUGAACAAGUAAUUGAACAAACACAGAAGGAUCCUACUUAUGUUCCACGGAAAUGCACUGUUAAUAAUUUUUACUUAUGUCGUAAGGUCGAAAAUGAUAAUGUCAAUUGUCAGUAUUCUCCCUGGUCCAAAUGGGGCCCUUGCAUAGACAACAAGCAGAGAAGAAUGAGAAAGGUUCUCAGAUCAAACCAAAAUAAUGAUAACUUUUGCCUCUGGAAUGGUAAGAAAAUCCCCCGUGGCAUAAUCGAGGAGACUCGUCCCUGCAAGCAAGGGUAG
This is a messenger RNA of Plasmodium gonderi, 768 nucleotides long. Its product is annotated as secreted protein with altered thrombospondin repeat domain. The record is from RefSeq and is a predicted model, not a curated record. The transcript is spliced from 2 exons. Lineage: Eukaryota; Apicomplexa; Aconoidasida; Haemosporida; Plasmodiidae. The coding region runs from base 1 to 768 and encodes 255 amino acids.